AACUGCAUGCAUGCAGAGACUGUAUAGACUUGGAGCUCGAAGGGUUUUAGUGACAGGCACAGGGCCAUUAGGAUGUGUGCCAGCAGAAUUGGCGUGUUACAGUAGGAAUGGGGAAUGUGCAGAGGAAUUGCAACUUGCUGCAUCUCUUUUCAACCCACAAUUGGUUCAGAUGAUUGAUCAACUCAACACAAAAAUAGGUCACAUUGCCUUCAUUGCAGCCAACACCAAUCAAAUGCACAUGGAUUUCAUCUCAAAUCCUCAUGCUUUUGGAUUUACAACAUCGAAGAUAGCUUGUUGCGGACAAGGACCCUAUAAUGGCGUAGGCUUUUGCACCACUGCAUCAAAUUUGUGCCCAAAUAGAGAUGAAUACGUGUUUUGGGACCCUUUCCAUCCCUCUGAAAGGGCUAAUAGACUCAUCGUACAACAAAUCUUGACAGGUACAGACACUUAUAUGCACCCCAUGAACCUCAAUACCAUCAUGGCUUUGGAUUCAAGGGCAUGAUUUUUCCCUACAAUUAAUCAACUUUUCGUAAUUGGUUGGAUUAAAUUUUAGCUCCCAAAUGUAACCUAGUUUUAUUCGGCUUCUUGAUAUUGUAAUUGUAUUCUCCUUUUGUAUUUUGAUAGCAUUGUUAAAAUAACAUUUCUUUAUUUAGUUGUAUUUUGAUU
Messenger RNA from Olea europaea var. sylvestris, 666 nucleotides. RefSeq names its product GDSL esterase/lipase At5g33370-like. The record is from RefSeq and is a predicted model, not a curated record. NCBI's taxonomy places the organism in Eukaryota, Viridiplantae, Streptophyta, Magnoliopsida, Lamiales, Oleaceae. Bases 11 to 502 code for a protein of 163 amino acids. The transcript has 2 exons. Gene Ontology annotation, molecular function: hydrolase activity, acting on ester bonds.